Molecule: messenger RNA, 1785 nt
Organism: Pelodiscus sinensis (Chinese soft-shelled turtle)
Lineage: Eukaryota; Metazoa; Chordata; Testudines; Trionychidae
Gene: MAP2K1
Product: mitogen-activated protein kinase kinase 1
Biological process (GO): protein phosphorylation
Molecular function (GO): protein kinase activity; ATP binding
Source: RefSeq, a predicted model, not a curated record
UUUUUUUAAGCCUUUGCAUGUUCAGAAGGGUGGAUUAAGUAUUCUCACAAAUGUGCUCUUGAUUGAACCUGUUUGCACUUUGUUGAUGUUCAUUCCAUGUCCGCUCUGGAAGCUCAAAGAGGAAUAACUUCUAAUUUUGGGUUCUCUUUUGGACUCCAGAGGAGCAGUUUUGCGGAAGUGAAGGGAGGGAAGUCCUUUGCCUGAUGCUUCCACCGUCCACUCAGACUUAUUGCUAUAUUAAGAUAAUUUGUCAUUGUGGUACAGGGACUCUGCCUUGCAGCAGCUCAGUGGUCUUGGUCUGGCUGAGAACUCCGAAUGCACCUUCUCUUUGGUCAUGGCUGCACACGUUAAUAGCAUUGAUUAAGUGAUACUUAGAAAUGGUUUUGCUGGAUAUCACUCAGCACUUUGUUAAAAUCCUCCCGAGGGAGAGUGUUCCUGCUGUCCGUGCGAAAGGACUGUGAGCCAACUCCUGAAAUCCUUACUCUCACAGCAUUAAGUUCAUUGGAAAUGUUGCCCGGGACAAAUUUAGAGGCACUGCAGAAGAAGCUGGAGGAGUUAGAAUUGGAUGAGCAGCAACGUAAACGUCUUGAAGCUUUCCUUACGCAGAAGCAAAAAGUUGGGGAGCUGAAGGAUGACGACUUCGAGAAAAUCAGUGAGCUGGGAGCAGGGAACGGCGGCGUGGUCUUCAAAGUCUCUCACAAACCUUCUGGCCUCAUUAUGGCAAGAAAGUUAAUUCACUUAGAGAUCAAGCCGGCUAUUCGAAACCAGAUCAUUCGUGAGCUACAAGUGCUACAUGAAUGUAACUCGCCAUAUAUAGUAGGCUUUUACGGGGCUUUUUACAGUGAUGGAGAGAUCAGCAUUUGCAUGGAACACAUGGAUGGUGGGUCCUUGGAUCAAGUCCUGAAAAAAGCUGGAAGAAUUCCAGAGCAGAUUUUGGGCAAAGUUAGCAUUGCUGUAAUCAAAGGUCUCACAUAUUUGAGAGAAAAGCAUAAGAUAAUGCACAGAGAUGUUAAACCAUCGAACAUUUUGGUAAACUCUAGAGGUGAAAUCAAGCUUUGUGAUUUUGGUGUCAGCGGACAGCUGAUAGAUUCAAUGGCAAACUCAUUUGUUGGGACGAGGUCCUACAUGUCUCCGGAGAGACUUCAAGGUACCCAUUAUUCAGUGCAGUCAGACAUCUGGAGCAUGGGAUUGUCACUGGUAGAAAUGGCCAUUGGCAGAUACCCCAUUCCCCCGCCUGAUUCCAAGGAGCUGGAGCUGAUGUUUGGCUGCCCUGUGGAGGGAGACUCUUCCGUUUCUGAGACUUCACCUAGACAAAGAACACCUGGCCGUCCAAUGAGCUCUUACGGACCAGACAGCAGGCCACCAAUGGCAAUCUUUGAACUUCUGGACUACAUCGUCAAUGAGCCACCUCCAAAAUUGCCCAAUGGUGUUUUCUCUCCUGAAUUUCAAGAUUUUGUGAACAAAUGCUUAAUAAAAAAUCCAGCAGAGAGAGCAGAUUUGAAGCAACUCAUGAUUCAUGUUUUCAUUAAAAGAUCUGAAGCCGAGGAAGUGGAUUUUGCAGGAUGGCUUUGUUCGACUAUAGGCCUCAACCAGCCUAGUACGCCUACACACGCGGCUGGAAUCUGAAUACUGAGAGCAAAUCUUGAAUAUCUGUUAAAACGAUGCUAUUCUGGUCUCAUUUCUCAAGCUUGUAUCUGUUCAGAUAUGUAUUUCACCUCUUAAGGAAGGAAGUCUGUUCUAGCAUGUGCCAAAUCAUGUUUGUUUUAAAUUUUUGUCCUAAAUUAA